CUCUUAACUGCCCAUCAGAAUUCAAAUGGAAAGUCAUCUCAGGUAUUUUUAGCCGAAGCAGAUAAACAUUUAGCGGAUCCAGUUAUCGAUGAUCCUCGUUCAAGACAUACGAGAGUUGAAGAUGUAGAUGAUGAAGAUGAUUAUAGUAGUUGUAGUCAGACAGUUGAACAUGAUAAGAAAUACAGAGACAGUAAUG
This is a messenger RNA of Racocetra persica, 196 nucleotides long. The record is from the annotation of a GenBank genome assembly. NCBI's taxonomy places the organism in Eukaryota, Fungi, Glomeromycota, Glomeromycetes, Diversisporales, Gigasporaceae.